AUGAAUCCAGAUAUUCCUGAUGACAAUCCUUCCGGAGACAAUCCAGGUGGUGAUCAGAGCGGUGAUCAAGAGGGAGGUCAGACUGGACCACCUGAAGGAGGAGCUGUAGAUAGCGAACAUAACUGGAUUUCUGAUGUUGUAGACGGUGUCCAGGCCAAUAUUACGAACGAAGCAAACCGUAGUACAACUGCUGGUGAUACUACCCAGGGUGGUUCACAGUCAUCUGGAGUAUUGAACCUAGGAGGCGUAACUGACCGGAGCCGAUUGGAGGCUGAUUUUGUUGUUGACCAUGCCCGCGGGGAAAGAGCUAAUGUGGAGGAACGGGAGACACGAUUACGGGAGGAGCGCCGGGUUCGAAAGAUUGCAAACAAGGCAACCAUCAAUGAGCACUGCGACGCGUAUUCUCGUGGCAUCCAACAUUUUCUGAAGUUCUUCCUCGGAGGCCCUACUGUUCCUCAAGACUAUCCAGCAUCACCAACACCGGACGAAAAGGGGGGUCUAUACUGGGUGGACAAGCGUUCAAAAAUAAUACUCGAGCAACUGGAGAGGUUGCGUACCAGCCUCUCUGCCAAAUCGCCUGCGGAGCAAGAUUUCUACCUGGCACAGGCGGAGAAGGAAAUACGUAAGAAGAUCGUGCUUCCGGCAUUCCACCCGGCUCCGAGGAAAGGUGAUCUUGGAGGAGGAAGGCCCAUCAGUCUCCAAACCAAGGGGGAUGUUGAACGUGCUCUAGCCUUGGCAGGGAUCUCCCGAUUCACGUUUGAUUGGAACGUUCCGCGUGAUGAGGAUUCUGCUUGGAACUCGGUGGUGAUUGAAGUGAUGGGAAAGAAAUCGGUGGAAUGGCUGAGACGAACUAUGAAGAUAAGUGAAGAGGAGGAAGCACAAGCGGCUGCAAUCAUCAAGCGCUGGCUCCAAACUAAAUCUCGAGAGAUUCAACAGUACGGAGAAAUGGAUAUAACCGAGUACAACAAGAUCAAAUCGAAAAAAUCAACAAAGGCUCUAUACAUGAGAUGGCGCAAAAAAAUCAAGGAAGAGAGAUGUAGGGUGGCGGAUCAGAUCUUCAAAGGAAUUCCACAAUUAGCUGUUGUACUCGAGGAUAAGGACUGUCAUUCUGAUAUUGAAGACGCACAGGAGGGAGUUAAUCCUGUCCGGGUAUUUCCUGGGUACCGUAGUAUUCAUCUCACCAAUAUACUCCAUAAUCUCGAUCGAAUGGUCCAGGCGCAGACCACCCAUCACAAGAAAAUCGAGACGAACAAGAAGAUGUAUGCGCGUUCGGCAAGCAACCACGCACCAACUGUAGGAGGAGCUAUUGGGGUUGCGCGCGACUGGCCAAUUGAUUGCUACGAUGAAACAUUUUGGAAAGGGCUCAGCCAAUUUGAGUGUGACACUAUCUCAAAAGUACCGGCAGUCAACAUUCAACAGCUUGCGGAAACCUUGGCCGAAAUGUGCCGUCGGGGCACUAGCAGCCGUUCGAGUGGUCAACCGGACCAAGGAGUAACAAGCCGUGGUCAAAAGCGGGGCCAGCUCGGUGACGGUCACGAUGGUGGCGAAGUGGGGGGUGUGGCUGGGCCGAGUGGUUUGAUGAACAUAGAUUGA
Messenger RNA from Puccinia graminis f. sp. tritici CRL 75-36-700-3, 1593 nucleotides. RefSeq lists its product as uncharacterized. The transcript is spliced from 3 exons. The coding region runs from base 1 to 1593 and encodes 530 amino acids. Lineage: Eukaryota; Fungi; Basidiomycota; Pucciniomycetes; Pucciniales; Pucciniaceae. The record is from RefSeq and is a predicted model, not a curated record.